Orcinus orca (killer whale) is the source of this 6379-nucleotide messenger RNA. It is a transcript of the gene PRKCE, whose product is annotated as protein kinase C epsilon. The transcript is spliced from 15 exons. NCBI's taxonomy places the organism in Eukaryota, Metazoa, Chordata, Mammalia, Artiodactyla, Delphinidae. Gene Ontology annotation, biological process: intracellular signal transduction; peptidyl-serine phosphorylation. Gene Ontology annotation, molecular function: diacylglycerol-dependent, calcium-independent serine/threonine kinase activity; ATP binding. The record is from RefSeq and is a predicted model, not a curated record. Bases 1041 to 3254 code for a protein of 737 amino acids.
GACACACACACACACACACACACACACACACACUGACGUCUUUUGCGCAUUUCCUGCAUUAGAGGGAGGGAGACUCGCUCGCACACCGACGGAGGGAGAAGAGACCGAGGGGGAGAGCGGGCGGGCGGGCGGCGAGCGAGCGGCAGCCGAGAGCUGGGACGCGGGGAGCGCGGCAGGCGGGCGCCGGCGCCCGGGAGGUGGGGCCGCGCGGAGUCGCAGUCCCGUCCCCGCCGCCGCGCUGCGCACCGCCCGCUGCCGGCCUGCGCCCCGAGCCCUAGCGGCGGCCACCCCGACUCCCGACCCCGCGCGGAUGUGAGAUUCCCGACUCCUGGCGCUUCCCGAUCGCCGACUGAGGCGCGGCGCGGCUUCGCCCGGGAGGAGGCGGCCGGGCUGGCCGUGUGGCUUGUGGAUUUUUAAAAAUUUGGCUCCGAGGAGGACCAUUUCCUCUCGACAUGCAUCCCUCCGGAUAGACUGCACAUCCCUUGGUCCAUCCCCCCGCCCCGCGCGGUCAGAGGCAGGCGCUGGGUGUGCGAAGAGGAUCCGGGUUGAAAUCUGCGCCCCCGGUUCUCGUCCCCGCCCCGUCUCACCGCCCCCUCCCCCUCCCGGAGUCGAAAUUUCCCGGGGAUUAUGUUUCGGAAAGGUAGGUAAGCGCCGGGCGCGGAGCCCGCUUCCCCGCAGCCCGGACCCAGUGAGGCGGCGAGGCGACGACACAGCCCCCGCGGCUUGCAGCGGAGCCAGCACCUCAUCUCCUCUUCUGGAGGUGCUGCUGUUGGGGUGGGGGGGGAGAGACUUGCUCCAAACACGGACGUCCCCCAGCUCUCCCCCCCUCCCUGUUUUCCGUUAGGAACCCGGCGAGGAAAUACAUGCACUGGCUGAGAAUCGCCCGCGCCAGGGCGCAACGCUACAAGGUGUAGGGAGAGUGUGCGGUGGGGCGAGAGGGGACCCAGGAGUCCCCGUGCUCGGAGCGCCGCGGCGUCGGUUCUUCGUUCCUGCCCUCGGGGCGGACGGAGUGACCCCGGCCCCCACUCCCCGCCCCGACCAUGGUAGUGUUCAAUGGCCUUCUUAAGAUCAAAAUCUGCGAGGCCGUGAGCUUGAAGCCCACAGCCUGGUCGCUGCGCCAUGCGGUGGGACCCCGGCCGCAGACUUUCCUUCUCGACCCCUACAUCGCCCUCAACGUGGACGAUUCGCGUAUCGGCCAAACGGCCACCAAGCAGAAGACCAACAGCCCGGCCUGGCACGACGAGUUCGUCACCGAUGUGUGUAACGGGCGCAAGAUCGAGCUGGCCGUCUUCCAUGAUGCCCCCAUCGGCUACGACGACUUCGUGGCCAACUGCACCAUCCAGUUUGAGGAGCUGCUGCAGAACGGGAGCCGCCACUUCGAGGACUGGAUUGAUCUGGAGCCAGAAGGAAGAGUGUAUGUGAUCAUUGAUCUCUCGGGGUCAUCGGGUGAAGCCCCCAAAGACAAUGAAGAACGCGUGUUCCGGGAGCGCAUGCGGCCCAGGAAGCGGCAGGGGGCUGUCAGGCGCAGGGUCCACCAGGUCAACGGCCACAAGUUCAUGGCUACCUACCUUCGGCAGCCCACCUACUGUUCCCACUGCAGGGAUUUUAUCUGGGGUGUCAUAGGAAAGCAGGGAUACCAAUGUCAAGUUUGCACUUGCGUGGUCCACAAGAGAUGCCAUGAGCUCAUAAUUACGAAGUGCGCUGGAUUAAAGAAACAGGAAACUCCUGACGAGGUGGGCUCCCAGCGGUUCAGUGUCAACAUGCCCCACAAGUUCGGGAUCCACAACUACAAGGUUCCCACCUUCUGCGACCACUGCGGCUCCUUGCUCUGGGGCCUCUUGCGGCAGGGUUUGCAGUGCAAAGUCUGCAAGAUGAACGUUCACCGGCGCUGCGAGACCAACGUGGCUCCCAACUGUGGCGUGGACGCCAGGGGCAUUGCCAAAGUGCUGGCUGACCUGGGCGUCACUCCAGACAAAAUCACCAACAGUGGCCAGAGGAGGAAAAAGCUCAUUGCUGGGGCUGAGUCCCCGCAGCCUGCUUCCGGAAGCUCACCGUCUGAGGAAGAUCGAUCCAGGUCGGCCCCCACCUCCCCUUGUGACCAAGAAAUAAAAGAACUUGAAAACAACAUCCGGAAGGCCUUGUCAUUUGACAACCGAGGGGAGGAGCACAGGGCAGCAGCAUCCACCGACGGCCAGCUGGCGAGCCCGGGCGAGAAUGGUGAAGUCCGGCAAGGCCAGGCCAAGCGCUUGGGCCUGGAUGAGUUCAACUUCAUCAAGGUGUUGGGCAAAGGCAGCUUCGGCAAGGUCAUGUUGGCGGAGCUCAAAGGCAAAGAUGAAGUAUAUGCUGUGAAGGUCCUGAAGAAGGAUGUCAUCCUUCAGGAUGAUGACGUAGACUGCACAAUGACAGAGAAGAGGAUUUUGGCCCUGGCGCGGAAACACCCGUACCUAACCCAACUCUACUGCUGCUUCCAGACCAAGGACCGCCUCUUUUUCGUCAUGGAGUAUGUAAAUGGUGGAGACCUCAUGUUCCAGAUUCAGCGGUCCCGAAAAUUCGACGAGCCUCGUUCCCGGUUCUAUGCUGCAGAGGUUACGUCAGCCCUCAUGUUCCUCCACCAACAUGGAGUCAUCUACAGGGAUUUGAAACUGGACAACAUCCUUCUGGAUGCAGAAGGUCAUUGCAAGCUGGCCGACUUCGGAAUGUGCAAGGAAGGGAUUCUGAACGGCGUGACGACCACCACGUUCUGCGGGACUCCUGACUACAUCGCUCCCGAGAUCCUGCAGGAGUUGGAGUAUGGCCCCUCGGUGGACUGGUGGGCCCUGGGGGUGCUGAUGUACGAGAUGAUGGCUGGUCAGCCCCCCUUCGAGGCCGACAACGAGGAUGAUCUGUUUGAGUCCAUCCUCCAUGACGACGUGCUCUACCCGGUCUGGCUCAGCAAGGAGGCCGUCAGCAUCCUGAAAGCUUUCAUGACCAAGAACCCUCACAAGCGCCUGGGCUGUGUGGCGGCACAGAACGGCGAGGAUGCCAUCAAGCAGCACCCGUUCUUCAAGGAGAUCGACUGGCUGCUCCUGGAGCAGAAGAAGAUCAAGCCGCCCUUCAAACCUCGAAUUAAAACCAAAAGAGACGUCAAUAAUUUUGACCAAGACUUUACCCGGGAAGAGCCGGUACUCACGCUCGUGGAUGAAGCGAUUGUGAAGCAGAUCAACCAGGAGGAAUUCAAAGGCUUCUCCUACUUUGGUGAAGACCUGAUGCCCUGAGAAGCCGCUCCAGGUGGAGUUCGGUGAUGCUGCAAGCAGGGGCGCCGGGAAGAUUCCUAUUUUCCCGUAGGACGGUCUUGAACUACUUCUCCUCCCCGGAGCCCCAGUCCCUUGUCCACCCUCUAUUUAUUGCAUUCCCUCCCCCCAGGCCAGCUCCUCCCUCCUCCCACCUGGUGACCAGAAGGCACUCUUGGUUCCUGUCUCACCAGUAAUGCAGAAUCGUGUGGCGUCAGCAGUUCACUGGACCCAGUGCCGAGUCUGGUCCGUUGGCAAGCCUGGCUUCACUCCACGGGGGCUUCUGGCAGGGAAGCGACUUCAGGCCUUUUACUGAAAAGAAAAGGAAAAAAAAACAAAACAAAAAAAAAAGCUAACGAGACUCUGGCUCUGCUCAUGGACGCAGAGUCCUGACAACUCUUGCUUCUCAUCCCUCCAGUCCCCCCCGCCUGCCACCAUCUGCCAUUCUAUCCAGUAGAAGAGACUGGUGCUUCUUCAGCCCAAAGAUGGGCGCCCUCAAGGCACGCCCAGGAAGGAGAGAGGCUGGGAGAUGCCCGGGUUGGCUCCCUGUGUUGGUUUGCUCUGGAAUGGCUAAUUCUCGCUUGCUUUGGUUUUAGCUUUGGGGCAUGCCAAAGUUGUGUAAGCAUGUGUCUCGUGGAAGAAAUCGCUCUCCGUAGAAAAAGAAAUUUGAUUUUGAACUCGAUUAACAUUUGAAAAAUAGAUGAUCAAAUUUGCUUUCUAAUUGGCCAAAAGAUAUAAAUUCCAGUGUUAAUACAGGUAUAUAUUAAAGGGCUAAUAAAUCAUCGUCCAAGGUUUAUGCUCUUAAUGCUUUCGUGGCACGUGAGGCUCUGUGAAUUGAGAGAAAAGGAAACUAGUAGUGCUCUUCGUUAUUCAAGUUCUGCCUGAACUGCAAGGCCACCGCAGAGAUGGCCGAGGCCCUGGGGUUCUAGCAAAACUCACCUCCCAAAUUCUCUUUCCAGUUUCGUCCUAAGUCCCCAGCAUCAACUCUAUUUAUUUUCUGCAGCAGUGUGCAAUUUUUGCGCACUUCUCCCAAAUGGUAGUACUACUGUGUUGUGGUUUUUAAACAUGAAAUGUGUAAAGUUAAAUAUGAAAUAUCUGCUUUUGGAACAUGCAGAAUGAGGCUAAACAUGGGUUAUGCAGAGGGUAUCGGGAGAUUGAAGAGCGACUUAUUUGAAAACUGACAGGGUGGCAAGAUGCGCUCGGAGUUUUGUUUCUGUGUGACAUGGAAUGGCGACUCAUGUGGACACUAUUUAAUGGAUGUGACAUUACCUCCUGUAGAUAUGCUAACAGUGUUACAUUCUUUGAUUUCCAAGGGUUCUCUGUGGCUUUGUGUACAUGUUUCCUGGAGGUCGUUUGAUUAUCUAUUUUACUGAACCGAUUUAGCAGGGAAUGGAAUCCAUUCCAACUGUUGCACGUGGAUUUCCCAGCUGCCCCUAAAUAUAUAUACUUGUGAGUGGCAAAGUGGCACUAAUGAAGCUUUUUGCCUUUUGUACAUUUGAGACUUUUGUAUAUAGUGUUUGCUGCAAGGCCUGUGGAAUUAAUUCAUUGAAUUUAGAGGUAUCAACUGCUGCAUGUUCAGGCAUAUUAUAAAACUUUAGUCUAUGAAAGAAUAAUUAUAAUAAUGUCCAGGUGCAAUACUCUCUGAGUGUAUUGGUUCAAGUUACCGAGAGAUAAGGUGUGUUUCCUUCUUUCUUUUUUUUUCUCGGGGGGGUGAGGGGUGUUCUUUGUAUUGUUUAUUUCAUUUUGGUUUAUUUUAAAAGAUGUAAACUCACAUAUAGUUCUCCUGCGCUCUGUUAUGCCCUGAUAGAGAUGGGAAAGAGAAAGGAAUGUUCUGGAUGGUGGUUUCGAAGUUUGGUCAGUGACUAGCUGCGGCCCAUUAGCUGGUGUCCAUAUGUGUAUCUGGCUAGUCACGUAGCCUUGGUUACUAGUGAUGCCAUUCAGUUCUCUUUUGUUUUGAUUUUUUUAAAAACUCAGGUGUAAUUAUUAACUGUUCUUAUGAUAAUUUCAAAUAUUAUGCUGUAUCAAUUUGUGUGUUUGGCAUACCAGUGAAGAGAUGAAGAACAGUAGGUUAAUUGAUCUUCGGUAACUUGACGUACUGGGGAGAGACUGUCUUCUGGAGUUGAGGACAAGCACAGAAACAUCUUCAUGGUGGCAUCAUCUCAUUCUUUAGGAAGACAUGACAAUACUGCCCAUCUUACUCAUGCAUCACCACUGCUCUCUGUUUUCUCCUCUGCUUCCUUCACCCUGAUGGACUUUGAAACACCAAGCAAACUCUAACUAUAAUGCCAACUGGCCUUGUCCAAGGUAUUCCCAUGUCAGCAGGGGUUGGGCCUUCCUAAAGGACAACUGGCAUUUUUGUUGGGAAGUCAAAUAAUAAUACAUUCCACCAGGCAGCUCCAGGCAGCCACUCAGCGGGUUGCCUGGCCCAGAGAUGCCCCCUUCCAGCCCCCAAAGCUGGGCUGGCUGGGAUGCCUCCUGUUUGGGGCUGGAGCUCAUCAAGUUCUCACACAGGCAGAUUCAAAUCCCACGUAGUCUAUAGAAUAAGGCUUGUGUGUUCCGUGAGUAGUCAUUGUUUCAUUUUAGCUUUCACAAGAGUUUGGAAGCAGACACACUGUUUCAUUUCUGCCAGUUCUUUCUAAUCUUUCCAGGUCGCUCACUCACUUUUUUUUUUUUUUUUUUUUUUAAGAAAAAACGGGGGACGGGAGUGCAAAAAAACGCCAAAAAAAUAUAUGAAGGAUAGCUGUUCUCCUGUGUUCUCUCAUAAUGGACUUUGUGAAGUGGAAACAUUUUUUUUUUUCCUCCAAAGGUGAAAACACAAUGCAUUCUUGCUUUAAAAAAAAAAAAAAAAAACAAGGCUAAAAAAUUACCUCUUUUUAAAUUAUGUGCAAAAUAAUUCUGGCUAAAUAUAAAAUGUAUUCAAUUUUAGGGAUUUUUUUUGUAUUGUGAUGCUUUAUUUGUACAUUUUUUCCCUUUCUGGAUGUAAUUUUAAUCUCUUGCCAUUCAUUAGUGUUAUUUCAUUGUAAACAUUAUUGUGCCAAAUGUACUGUAUUCAAAAGGAUGUGAAUGUGUAUUGUUUCGGAACCUAAUAAAUACAAUGACGUUAAAUCUUC